UUUGCAUCAAGAGAUCCUUCACCAGCUCUGGGAAGUUUUAACAAAGGAAAGACUCAGGACCACCAGCAGUUGCCUGUUAACCUUCAGAAAGUCGCCUUGCUUUAGAGAGCUCACCAUGGCCUGGACUCUGUUUUUCCUGGUUCUUCUCAGUUACUGUUUAGGUGUUAUUUCACAGCCAGCAUUGACCCAGCUGGGAUCCCAGUCUGUGUCCCUGGGUCAGACUGUGACCCUCUCCUGCUCUAAGAAUAAGGGGAGCUGGCAGACCUUUGGCUGGUGUCAACAGAAACCUGGGCAGCCUCCUCGUUUUCUAUGGUAUGGUCCCAGCACCAGGGGAGACGGGGUCCCAGAUAGGUUCACCGCUUCUCCCUCUGAGGAUACCGGCUAUUUAACCAUCUCCAAUGUCCAGGCUGAAGAUGAGGCAGUUUAUCACUGUUUUGCAUGGGAAGGCACCGGUACUCCAAAGUGGGUCUUCGGAGGAGGAACCCACUUGACUGUCACAGGUCAGCCAACAGUACCUCCAACAGUGAACGUCUUCCCACCAUCCCCAGAAGAAUUGAAGAGCUCAGACAAAGCCACCGCGGUCUGUCUCAUGGAUGGCUUUUACCCAGGCGUUGUCCAAGUUACCUGGCAGGCUGAUGGCACCCCCAUCUCCUCUGGGGUGGAGACAACCACGCCCACCAAGCUGAAUGACAAGUACGCGGCCAGCAGCUACCUCAGCAUGAAAAAGUCCGACUGGGAGAGCUAUGAGGCAGUCACCUGCAAAGUGACACAUGAAGGGAAGACCGUUGAGAAGGUGGUGAGGAGAUCGGACUGUGCCUAAAGGCUGGAUGGGUCUGAUGAGUUCCUCAUGCCUCCAGAAGCUGAGAAGAAAGAGUCCUUUCAUGUUCAAGGGGGCCAAGUUUAUUCUCUGAUUUCCUCUAAUGCUACUUUGAUCCAUCAAGUCUGGUUUCCUUCCUAUGUCGUUCCCCUCCCCACACCUCCUCCCUUCCUCUUCUCCCUGGAAUCUCCUUUGUAUGUUGGCUUAUAAUGAUAGCAAAUUAAUAAAAUGUCAUACAUUUCA
Molecule: messenger RNA, 1060 nt
Organism: Podarcis muralis (Common wall lizard)
Lineage: Eukaryota; Metazoa; Chordata; Lepidosauria; Squamata; Lacertidae
Source: RefSeq, a predicted model, not a curated record